Molecule: messenger RNA, 3024 nt
Organism: Hippocampus comes (tiger tail seahorse)
Lineage: Eukaryota; Metazoa; Chordata; Actinopteri; Syngnathiformes; Syngnathidae
Product: nuclear pore membrane glycoprotein 210-like
Exons: 22
Coding region: 49-3024 (991 amino acids)
Cellular component (GO): nuclear pore
Source: RefSeq, a predicted model, not a curated record
UCGAGACUAUGAUAUGAAGUAUUCGAUAAAUCUGGCAACAAGCUCUACAUGUCUGAUAAUAUCCGAAUCGACUCUGUUUUCCCUCUGGAUUUCUUUGAUAUUUUGCACUCUUCCCUGAAUGGAUCUUACCAUAGGGUCAAAGCUAUCAAAGACGGCCUGAGUGUCUUUGAUGCUACUUUGACAGCUGUUGAGGAUGAAGAUGGGGUCCAUCCACUCGUUAAACCAGUCCACAAUGAACAGGAUGUGGAAAUCUAUAAACCUAUUGUUCUCAGUCCAAGUAUUCUUACAUUCCCAUGGCAACCCAAGGUCGGACCUUAUCAGUACACAAUUAAGGCAACAGGUGGCAGUGGAAAUUUCAGAUGGUCUUCAUCCAACCCAAGUGUGGCCACAGUGACUGUCAAAGGCGUGAUGACGACAGUCAGUGACAUUGGUGUCAGCGUCGUAAAAGCACAGGAUAUGCGCAACCCACUCCACUUCGGAGAGAUGAAGGUAUACGUCGUUGAACCUGUGGCAAUGGACUUCGCUCCCUGUCGAGUGGAGGCCCGAGUGGGCACGAUUCUAGAACUACCGCUCAGAAUAUUUGGCCUGUUGGAGGAAGAGGGGAUGGAGGUCGUCAUGUUGAGUGACUGCUCCCACUUUGACCUGCAGGUUGAUGAGGAAAACCAAGGCGUCUUUCAGCAGCUUGAAGGUCGACUGUCUCCCGGCGAAGACCACUGCAGUGGAUUGAUGGCCAAAGCUCUGACCCCAGGCUACACUACGCUCUUGGUCAGCUACACCCAUGGCAACGUUCACCUCAGUGCAGAGAUCACCAUUGCAGCUUAUCUUCCCCUCGGCGCUCUUGACCCUGUGUCCGUGGCUGUGGUGACACUGGGUUCCUCUAAAGACAUGCUGUUUGAGGGUGGGCCUCAGCCUUGGGUUCUGGAGCCCUCUAAAUUCUUCUGUGAGUUGAGAGCUGAGGUGGAAGAAAGUGUGAGCCUGACUCUGACCAGCCCACUGUCCCAUAAUUAUGACCAGCAUUUGGUCAGAGCAACUUGCAGGGCCUUGGGAGAGCAGAUGCUGGAAGUGAGGGUGCGAAACAAGGUCAGCAUGACCAACCCUUACCCCGCUGUAGAGCGAGCAUCUGUCAGGUUUGUUUGCGCUCCUCCGUCACGCUUCACCCUGGUCCCGGUCUACGCCAUUCCGCAGCAGGAACUAGCAUGCCCUCUGGUGCAGCAGAACAAAUCCGUGGUCCCAGUUUCAAAUUGCCGCAACUCACUUCUGGACCUUGCAGCUUUUGACCACCAAGCGCGGACGUUUGACAACUUCAGCUCACUGAGCAUCGUGUGGGAAUCAAGCAAAGUGUCCCUGGCCAGUCUCGAGCCUCUGACCCUUCAACCCUUUGAGGAUGAAAACAAACAGAUGAAACUACUUGGCCGACAGACUGUUGUUGUGCACCAUCAAUCGGGGAUUGUUGCCAUCACAGCAACAGUGCUGGAUUACCAGCUGUCACAUAUCAAAGCAGCCAAAGUUCAGAGUCGAGUUGGCACAUUUGCCCCUGUGUCAGCAACAUUGGAACUCAUUUUAGUUGAAGAUGUGCACAUCUUUCCUGACACACUGACCUUAUACAACCACCCAGAUGUGCGGGGUAACCUUGCCCUGCGAGAGGGAUCGGGCCAUUUUGUUGUCAAAACCAGUGUUAAAGAUGUUGCAGAUGUGGUAUUGAAGGACACCCAAGGAACAGCUCAGGUUUCCCCCAUCCAGCCAGGUGUGGUGCAAGUGAUGGUUCAUGACCUUUGUUUGGCAUCCCCAUUGACAGCCAAAGCCACAGUGCAUGUUUCUGAAAUCCUGGAGGUGAAUUUGAGAGUGGUCGACAAGGUGGAAAUGGGCAAGUCAGUAAGGUGUUGUGUCAGAGUGUUGGAUGAUAACAAGAAGCCUUUCUCAGCCAGCUAUUUCCAAAUCAUGAAAUUGAAAGUUAAGGCAGUGACUUCAAACGUCUCAUUGAUACCAGUAGCAGAGUCUACAGAACACGACACUGCGGUUUACCUGGUAAAAGGCGUUUCUAUUGGCCAGACAACCUUGUCUGCUGUUGUAGUGGACAGAAAUGAGAGAAAAUUGUUAUCUGCCCCUCAACAGAUUGAGGUAUUUCCACCAUUCAAACUCACCCCCCAGAAAAUGACUCUGCUGAUUGGAGCAAUGAUGCAGAUCAAAUCUGAGGGUGGCCCGCAGGCUCAGUCCAAUGUUCUGUUUUCUCUCACGAAUGAGGACAUCGCCUCUGUAAACCGCAUCGGUCACGUCAAGGGUAUGACUACUGGUAACGUCACGGUGACGGGACUCAUCCAAGUUGUCGAUGCUGAAACGGGCAAGCUGGUUGUUGUGUCAAAGGAUCAAGUGGAAGUUGAGGUUGUGCGUUUGACUGCCAUUCGAAUUCAAGCACCCAAUAUACGAAUCAAGGCGGGAGCGCAGAUGCCUGUGUAUGUGAUGGGUUUGACCAAUAGUCAAACACCCUUCACAUUUGCUAAUGCUCUGCCAGGACUUAGCUUCCACUGGUCCACUACCAAAAAGGACAUCGUGGAUGUGCAGUCGAGAUACUCUGUGGCUAACGUGGCGCUUAACUCGGAGUACAAUUUCGGCAUGAGUGUGACUGGUCAGACAAGAGGGCAGACUGGGCUCAAGGUUGUCCUCAGAGUUCUCGACCCUGGUUUUGGUCAACUUGGUGGUAAUCUUCCAGACCUCGAAGAUGAGGUCCAAAUUCAGGUCUAUGACAAAGUGCACAUGAUUAAUCCCAAAGUCGAGGCCGAAGAGAUUCUCAUGACUCCAAACUCAGUCCUCAAACUUCACACAAACAGAGAUGAUGUGGAUGCGCUGUCAUACCGUAUGCUGGAUGACGCUGACCAGGUUGCUAUCGCUCAAGUUGAUGAAAAGGGCUUCCUCCACUCUGGGUCAAUCACUGGCACGUCACUACUGCUCGUUACUUUACAAGAGUCUUUUGGUGUCAAUCAGACUCUCAUCAUUGCAGUCAAGGUCAGUUUGAGAGGGUUCCUGUGA